Vidua chalybeata is the source of this 2366-nucleotide messenger RNA. RefSeq names its product zinc finger and BTB domain containing 25 (gene ZBTB25). Gene Ontology annotation, molecular function: DNA-binding transcription factor activity, RNA polymerase II-specific; protein binding; RNA polymerase II cis-regulatory region sequence-specific DNA binding. Gene Ontology annotation, biological process: regulation of transcription by RNA polymerase II. The transcript has 3 exons. Gene Ontology annotation, cellular component: nucleus. The coding region runs from base 241 to 1857 and encodes 538 amino acids. Lineage: Eukaryota; Metazoa; Chordata; Aves; Passeriformes; Viduidae. The record is from RefSeq and is a predicted model, not a curated record.
UGAGGAAGCCAGAUCGUAUCUUCUCAUCCAUCCCCGGCCAGACCGGGGAAGCUCCUUUUACUUUUUUUAUUUUUCCUGUAAAAAACAAAAACAAAACAAAACAAAACAAAACAACACCAAACCCAAACCAAACCAGCAAACAACCCCAACCCCACACACUUUAAGCCGAGAGCUGAGGCGCUCAGCAGACCACACUCCGCCACUGGGCGAUUAAGAAGCCGAGCCCCCCAGCCCAGGCUGAUGCCUUUGGCAACGCACGGGAAAACACGCACCCUCCUAAAAAAAAAAAAAAAAACACGCUCCUUCCCUCCCUCGCACAGGAGCUGCGGGCGAGCAGUGCCGCCCGCAGCCGCGCAGGGGCCGCGCCCACCGCACCGCCGGGGCCGCGCUGAGGGCCGCGCUCGCGUUUCCCGGGAGAAGCCCAUCCCUGCCCGGCCCGGCGGGGCCCAGCCCGCCCGGCAGGAAGCGCGGGGGGGGCAGCGCCCACCCCAUCCGCCGGGCGGGCAGCGGGGGCGGGCGGUCGCGGCGCUUCCGCGCGGGCACACCAUGGAUACCACCGGCCACAGCGUCCUCCUCCUCCAGCAGCUGAACAUGCAACGGGAGUUUGGCUUUCUGUGCGACUGCACAGUUGCCAUUGGAGAUGUUUACUUCAAAGCCCACAGAGCGGUGCUCGCUGCUUUUUCAAACUAUUUUAAGAUGAUAUUUAUUCAUCAGACGAGCGAGUGCAUAAAAAUUCAGCCUACAGACAUCCAGCCUGACAUAUUUAGUUACUUGUUACAUAUCAUGUACACUGGGAAAGGGCCAAAGCAGACUGUCAGCCAGAGCCGACUGGAGGAGGGCAUCCGCUUUCUGCACGCAGACCACCUCUCCCACAUCGCCAUCGAGAUGAACCAGGCCUUCUCCCCAGAGCCCGUCCAGUCCUCCAACUUGUACGGGAUCCAGAUCUCCACGGCACACAAGCUGGCAAAGGAGCGCCUGGGAGCGAAGGAGAGCCUGCCCAAGGCGGGCGGCAGGUCUGCGGCCCAGGGCGAUCACCCCCAGCUGCAGCUGUCCCUGGCCAUCGGCCUGGACGACGGCCCCCUGGACCAGCAGGUCGCUCGCCCCUCGGCCCAGCCCGCGGCUCUGGCCAAGCCGGCGGAGGAGCGCCCAAAGCUCUCGGUUUCCAUAAAGCAGGAGAGGUGCGACUUGGAGCCCGUGGUGUCCCAGAGCUGCACCCCUCCUUCUCCAGGGGGAGCGAGCCCCAUCCUUGCCAAGGGCAGCCUCAAGGUGCACUUGUGCCACUACUGCGGGGAGCGCUUCGACUCGCGGGAGGGGCUGCGGCAGCACCUGCACACCCAUGUCUCGGGCUCGCUGCCCUUCGGCGUCCCGGCCUCCAUCCUGGAGAGCAGCGACCUGGGCGAGGUGCAGCCUCUGGCUGAGGACAGGGAGCCUGGGGAUGGCCAUCGCCUCGGGGCUUUCCUUCUCAAGGAGGAUGAACAUCAGCUGGAGCAUCCGAGCUGCAGCGACCUGGAGCCUCUGCAGAUUGGGCAGCUCUCCCUCAUCUCCAAGGACCACGAACCGGUGGAGUUGAACUGUAACUUUUCUUUCUCAAGAAAGAGAAAGAUCAGCUGCACCGUCUGCGGCCGCGCGUUUUUCCGGAAGAGCCAGCUGCUGGAGCACAUGUACACGCACAGAGGGAAGCAGCACAAGUACAGCCGCUGCCAGCGGCUGGAGAGCCCCAGCACCCCCAGGUUUCACCCUUACUGUGACAGCGAGAGUGUGGGUAAGAGCUCCAGCUUGUCCCAGGACCACUUAGAUGAAUGUAUACUGGAGUCAGAUCUCAUCCAAGAAAGCGUCGAUACGAUCCUGGUAGAGUAAUUCUCCCCCUUCAGAUGCUGAAACUGGAUGUUUUGGCAUUCUCCACCUAGGGAGUGGCUGCUCUGUGCAGCUGAAUUUCUUGAGCCACCAUUCCCCUCACCACUGAGAUAACUGUGAAGGACUGUGUACUUUGACUUGUGUACUUGCUUUUUUUACUUCUCUAACUUAAAUUCGAGUUAAUUCCUAUCUAAAUCCUUCUUGGAAGCCUCUGUGUAACUCAGUUAUGUUUUUCCUGAAUGUGAACUUAUUCCUACUCUGCUUUACUGGAGUAAAGGCUGUAUUGCUGGGUGUGAGAUUUAAACAUUGUCUAGUACUCUGUGUGGUGCCUAGGACUGUUUGUAUCCCAUAGAAUUGCUCUUCUGAAACCAGAUGGAUGGAAGUGUAGAGGGAAAUACUUAUGGUGUUUCCCAAACAGUUUGUUUUUAAUGAAAAUAAAUAUCUCAAGGAGAUGAAUCCUGAAGUUCAUGUUGUUCAUGUAACUGCAGUUAAUAAAUCUCUGCAUAAAUAUU